CCGACGUCCUGCGUGCGUGACAUAUACAUUGACAUUGAACAUAACUUAUAUACGGCUGUCCUGCGUGAUACAUCUGAAUAGUCAUCUAAGUUACCAUGGACGAAUUUGACAUGAUCAACAGACCGCUGGCAUGGACGCUCCUGUUACUAGGAGCAAUCGCCUAUGCCUACUCCAAAAGAGCUCACUUGCAGAAUAACAUCUGUCGAUUAAGACUUCCAUUGUUGUCAACACCGGCCAAGCAGAAAGCCGAACACGUAUGCUCGGAAUCCGCAUACGAUGAUAUCACUCCUUUCUCAAACUUCAGCCUGGAUACGGAACAGCCCCUCAAGCUCCGCCCUUUCAAACCAAAAUACCAUAUGACAAUGGCACUCGAAAAUACUACCCUGAAUGAUCUAAUUGCAAUGGAUAACACUUAUCGUGAACGGUUACAAAUCCGUUCGCGACUCAUCGAAAAGGAACGUUACGAAGUCCUUGCAUGUAACUCAGAAGCCGUCCCCGCCGUCCUAGAACUGUACGAAUGGCUUACAAGAACAUACCUGCCUCUUCGCUUUUCAAGUCUAUACUCCAUCACAGAGUCGGGAAAGCAUCUGCGCAACCAUGUCACAGAUAGCCUGAUCCCACUACACAUGACUAACGGCGAAGAAGCUCUGGAAAUCCUAGGCUCCAAUAUCGACACGGAGUUCUUACUACUCACCCCUUCCCCCUCCCCUCUCACCUCCGAACCACUCGAUGGUUCGUCGUUCGGUACCACUACGCAGACCAAAUACUUGCUAACGGCCUUUAUAAACUGCUUUCCGAGCGGAUUCAACACACGUUCCAAGCUCAAUCAACUUCUCGCUGCGAUACAUGCUCCUGUCCCCGGCUAUGCCGCCAAGCUAGAAAAGAGCAUGGAUCGCUUCUUUGCCAAUCUACCCAUGGGCAAGAUCGUCAAGCGGAGUAAUUGGAGUAUCAGUACAAAUGGAGAGUUGUUCUGCUUGAAAGGGAACCACAUGAGUGAGGAGGAUUUGGCUCGGAAGCAAAAGAACGAGGUGGAGGAGGAAAUUGAUUUGGACAAGACCGUGGUGAGAUGUGAGAGACAGACAUUGCAUCGUUUGCCAAAGACCGGGGCGCUAGUAUUUGCUUUCAAGACGUAUCAGUAUCCGUUGCGCGAAUUGAGAGAUGAAGGGAGCGGAGAGGUGCUUGCGGAGGCUAUUGAUGGUUUGGGCCUUGGCAGUGCACCCGGCAUGACAAUCUACAAGCGUCAAAUCAUCUGGGGUGAUAAAGUAAAGGCUUUCUUAAAGGGGGAGAUUGAUGCCUGA
Messenger RNA from Alternaria alternata, 1298 nucleotides. RefSeq lists its product as hypothetical. NCBI's taxonomy places the organism in Eukaryota, Fungi, Ascomycota, Dothideomycetes, Pleosporales, Pleosporaceae. Bases 96 to 1298 code for a protein of 400 amino acids. The record is from RefSeq and is a predicted model, not a curated record. The transcript is spliced from 4 exons.